GCUGACCCUCGGCAACCCUCAUCUCCAUAUCUCCCAAAGUGGUAAAUAUUAUCAUGGGGAAGGUGGAGGUGUUUGUAAUCACUCUAACUGGAGAAAAGCGAGUGUUUUAUCCAGGCGAGGUACUAAAUGGCUCGGUUUAUCUCAAACUCAACAAGGAACUAAAAACUCGGGGUAUCCGACUUGAGUUUCACGGCGAAGCAAACGUUCGCUGGUCCGAAUCUUCUGGGAGCGGAAACAACAGACGUACUCGGACAUACAGAAAUCAGGAGGUUUAUAUCAAUACUGUAGCUACUCUUUAUGGCAAAGAUCCGGGUCAAGGUGGGGAUAACCCAGUCCACCCUCCUGGUGAAUAUUCAUACCCCUUCUCAUUCAUCAUACCUCAACAAAAUCUGCCGACAUCUUUUGAAGGCAAUUUUGGACACGUCCGGUAUUGGCUCAAAGCGAUUAUAGACCGUCCAUGGAGGUUUGAUGUUACAACAAAGGCGGCAUUCUCCAUGAUUGAAUUUGUUGACAUCAAUACAGUUAUGCUUAUGAAUCCUUUGCAGACAGAAGAAACUAGAAACCUUGGUUGCCUGUGUUGUGUGUCAGGGCCAUUAUCUUUGGUGGGACACACAGACCGUGGGGGUUAUUGCCCUGGGGAAUCUAUAAGUGUUUCAGUCUACAUAAAUAAUAGGACCAGUACUAACCUUCCUGGUAUUGACUUAGUGCUGCGUCAAAUAACAGUAUACAUCGCAUCAUGUGGGAAACAGCGGCGACGCACAAAUGAGAUCCUACGACACAAUCACCCCGGUGUCCGUCCUCAUAGUGAGCAACACCUCCCUGGCCUUUUGGUACAGAUCCCUCCCCUCCCUCCCACCAUGAGCAGCUGUAGGUGUAUCCAAGUCACCUAUGAGUUAGAGGUUGAAGUUGAUGUAUCUGGGUGUCAUUUGAACAGCAAUCUUAAGUUUCCUAUUGUGCUGGGCUCGGUACCGUAUCGUCCACCCAUGCCACCUCCACAGGCAUACUGGCAGCCGGCAUCACAACCAUCUGCCCCACCACUGAUGAAUGACCCAAAUCAGGCCCCGCCUUACUACUCCCAGCAGGGGUCAGCAUACCCACCCCCGCCCUCGUAUGCCGAGAGCGUGUUCGGCGGGGCCUCGAUCAGAGAUGACGGCGACCACCAAGAUGGAGCAAUGGGCGACAUGAACUUCACUCCGUGUUAUCCGUUUGUCAACAACUACCAGCCACCGCCACCAACAAACCAGGACUGGCCAGCCAGUAAAUAGUUUCAUUUUUAUUUCGUCAUUAGUCCGAGAGUUUUUGUCCCGCCAAGUUGCGUUAAAGUGAGAAUCUCAGAAAAUGUUUUUUUAUAAUGUUAAGCUGUAAAUAGGUACUCUAUGCUGCAUAACUGAGAAAUAGAUGUUUGGCUUCAGCUAAUUCGGUGACCAACUGAUCAGUUGUAUUGUUUAUAUUAAAUUAGAUUUAGUUUUAUUUGCAUUCAUUACGCCCAAAGUGCAAACAGAGACACUGCUAAAAUGUCAUAGCAAUGUAAAACAAAAACUUUUUGUUUCAUUAUUUUGAUUAAAACCCAACCAGCGCUUAACACUAUAACUAAUAAUAAAUCCCGUGCAAACGGCGCAUUCCAAAAACAACACCAAUUUACUUCCGGAGGGCCGACUUAAACCUAACCGAUAAGAGACAAAAGAAUCUGUUAGAAUCCGCGCUAAUUAUCAGCUAAUUAUCCUCAAAGAAACUUCCACUAGACAAACUGCUUUUACAAUUUUGAAAUAUGUUUUGCGUUUCCGUUAAAAUUAUCGGGGAUUGUUACGAAUUCGACCGGAAGUAUACUGUUGACAUUGCCGAUUUAAAGUUGUAUGUUGUUCAACACAUAACUUCAACCAUGUGUUGAUUUAUUUCCUUGUUUCCCAACACCCCCCACGCAUGUCUGACGGGGCUUUAGAGUGGACUUUAAACCUGGUUUCCAUAUAGUCGUAAGGGUCGUAACCGUCAUCUAGAUCCCCCCCCCUCCCCCCCUACACACACACACACCUCCCGCAGUGAACACACGACUCGCGGAGGUUAUACGUAAUGAUCUUUUGUUUACGGGCCGCAGAAUUCUAGAGGGUAGCCCCUGUGACUGCCGAUGGUGAUAGGUAAUGAUUUUUUGCAGACAAAUGUUACGACUGUAAUGACCAGGUUUACUCAAGCAAUUCUUGAGUCGAUUAUCAAUAUGAUAUACUUUCCGUCCGAGUCAUUCGAACUGUAAUUUUACAUUAUAUAGAAAUUAAAAAAAAAAAACACGAAUUCACACAGGAAGAGCCAGCCAGACAGGCAGCAAUUACAGGCCUGUAACGGUAACAUAAAAUGUAAUUAAAAAAUGGUAUACAGUAACACCUUAUUUUAUAUUUAAUGAUGUUUCUGAAUAAAAACUGAGCUGUGUCACUAUAUAUGGUACAGAUACAAAUACAAAAAAGAUGUAUUUCAAUAUAUUGAAUAAUAAAGAUUGUGUGAUAAGAA
Molecule: messenger RNA, 2496 nt
Organism: Nematostella vectensis (starlet sea anemone)
Lineage: Eukaryota; Metazoa; Cnidaria; Anthozoa; Actiniaria; Edwardsiidae
Product: arrestin domain-containing protein 3
Exons: 6
Coding region: 54-1265 (403 amino acids)
Biological process (GO): protein transport
Cellular component (GO): cytoplasm
Source: RefSeq, a predicted model, not a curated record